AUGAAAGUGGAAUAUUUACCUAGGUUUUCAUGGCUCCCAUGGUUUUGGAAUAAGCCUACUUUGAGGAUGCCAAAACUUAUUGUUGAUGAUAGAACUGAACUGUUUUUAAGGAACCUCAUUAUAUACGAGCAGUCUUCUCUAGUUCCUAAGUACGUUACAACUUAUGCUUGGGCCAUCGGUAUGCUUAUAGAGACUCCAGAGGAUGUUGCGAAGUUGGCAAAAUCAGAGGUCCUAGUUACAGUAAGCUCGGACCAGAACGCUAGAAAUUUAAUAAAUAACAUAUGCAAAGAAGUUUUGUAUGGGGAUUUCUUUUAUCAUCAAAAAUGGCAAGAAUUGGAUGACUAUUACAAUAGUUACUGGCCGAAUGCUGCUGCAGGGUUGAAGCGAACAUAUUUCAGUAGUCCAUGGAAUAUGAUUGACGCUCUAUUUGCUGGAAUCGUUUUGUUUGUUCUUACCGUGGUUCAGACUAUCUUUGCUGUAAUGGCCGAAAAUCCGUAA
Messenger RNA from Lactuca saligna, 498 nucleotides. The record is from the annotation of a GenBank genome assembly. NCBI's taxonomy places the organism in Eukaryota, Viridiplantae, Streptophyta, Magnoliopsida, Asterales, Asteraceae.